AUGGUGAAAUGGGCAAUCGAAUUAAGUGAGUAUGAUGUGGACUUCGAAUCAAGGACAACGAUCAAGGCGCAGGCCUUAGCAGAUUUUGUACAAGAAACCACCGGGUCUAAAAAACAAAAACCUUGGUUGGCAGCGGUGGACGGGUCAGUAACCAAGGAAGGAUGUGGUGUUGGCAUUCACAUUCAAACAUCAAUGGAUGACAGCUUGCAAUUUGCUAUCAAGUAUGAGCAACGACUAUCUAAUAACGAAGUGGAAUAUGAAGCUGUGAUCAAGGCACUAACCAUCUUAGCAGAACUGGGAGCUGAAUCUGUUCACGUGAAAUCUAAUUCUCAGCUGGUGGUCCAACAACUAUUGGGGGAAUAUGAUGUCCGGGAAGAAAGAAUAGCCGCGUAUCAUGUCCACGCCCUUGAGCUGAUGACGAAAUUUCAGGACUGCCAUAUUGAGCAGCCUAACCAAGAAGGAAAACAACAGGUACUCAGUGUGGAGAUCAGAGAGGACUGGCGGACCCUGAUCAUACACUUUCUUAAGACAGGGGAACGAUUAGACCCCGUGGUCUCACAGUGCUACCUUUAUGGCAGAUAUCGCUUGAUCAAUGAGCAAUUGAACAAAAGAUCCUUCACUCGCCCAUUAUUGAAAUGUUUAUCUCCAAAGGGGGCACAAUUUGCUAUCAGUAAAAUUCAUCAGGGCUGUUGUGGGAACCAUGCUGGUUAUAAAGACUUGAAGAGGAAGAUUGUCAGAGCUGGGUUUUACUGGCCGACAAUGGGAGAGGACGCCAAAGACUUCGUUAAAAAAUGUGUGGUAUGUCAGAAGUAUGCUGCUCGCAUUAAUACGCCGGGGGAAACCAUGGGAACUAUGUAUGCUACCUGCCCCUUUGACAAGUGGGGAAUCGACAUCGUAGGAAAGCUCCCUACUACUCCUGGGGGGAGUGCUUUCUCAUUGUGGCGAUAUGGAUCGCCAAUGGUGCUCGUCUCUGAUAACGGGUCACAGUUAACAGGGAAAAUGAUAGAGGAGUUUUGUCACCGAAUGGACAUUGUCCACAGAUUUGUAUUUGUGGCCUACCCACCAGCAAAUGGACAGGUGGAGCUUACCAAUCGUAUCAUUUGUGAAUGGCUGAAAAAGCGACUGGAAAAGAGUAAGGGCAGAUGGGCAGAAGAGUUGGAUGGCGUCCUUUAG
Messenger RNA from Salvia miltiorrhiza (redroot sage), 1173 nucleotides. RefSeq lists its product as uncharacterized. The transcript is spliced from 3 exons. The record is from RefSeq and is a predicted model, not a curated record. Lineage: Eukaryota; Viridiplantae; Streptophyta; Magnoliopsida; Lamiales; Lamiaceae. Gene Ontology annotation, molecular function: RNA-DNA hybrid ribonuclease activity; nucleic acid binding. Gene Ontology annotation, biological process: DNA integration. The coding region runs from base 1 to 1173 and encodes 390 amino acids.